AGCAACUGUAUUGAAGAUAUUUCUCUACCAAAGGCUCUAGAAUUUCCUUAUCAAGUCUCCAAUCUAUCAAGCCCUUGGAUCGAAGACAUGCCUCUCUUCCUGGUAGAGAGUUCAGCCUCGAGCAAGCCGCAGUCGUCAGCCUCGCCAAACCAAGCCACCCCUAAAACACACCCAGCUUAGCCUCGGCCCCAGAUUCCCAUUGAGACAACAACAAAGCAACGCUUCACAAUGCGACCACGAAUUCUAUCUCUCUCAUCUUCGCUACCUAGAAUUGUGCGGCGGGCGUAUUCUGCACAGGCAGAGCGCUUGAUAAAGAUCCAAGACCUCCCCGCCCCACACACAGGCCGCAUAAGGAUCCUCACACUCUCCCGGCCUUCUGCUCGAAACGCCAUCUCCGUGGCCCUCCUCUCCGAGCUACGGGAUGCUGUCUCCUCCAUCGCCUCCGAAUACACCCCUGAAGGCAAUGAAGCACCACCGACAAAGAUAUACGGAGGAGCGGCGGGAGUAGAUGAGAGGGGACCGACGAGAGCCGUGAUACUGGCCAGUGAUGUCGAUAGCUGUUUCUGCGCUGGCGCUGAUUUGAAGGAGCGGAAGGGUUUCACAGCAGCCCAGACAGCAAAUUUCUUGGAGAAUUUAAGAGGAACGUUUGCGGAGUUAUCCUCCCUUCCAAUCCCAACCAUCAGCGCUGUCUCCUCCCUCGCCCUCGGUGGCGGCCUCGAACUGGCCCUCUGCACACACCUCCGCGUCUUCGCUUCCACAGCCCAAGUCGGGCUCCCCGAAACCCGACUGGGCAUAAUCCCCGGCGCAGGAGGGACCUACCGCCUCCCAGCCUUGAUCGGACUUGGUCGAGCGCGAGAUCUGGUCUUGACUGGGAGACGAGUGAGUGCCUCAGAGGCAUACUUUCUUGGUAUUGCGGAUCGACUUGUGGAGGUCGUGGAAAAGGAUGAGCAAGGAGGGAAGGAGGGAGGGAAGGAGGAGUUGAUGAAAAGGGCGAAGGAAGAGGUGUUGAAAGAGGCUGUUAGACUUGCUGGUGAGAUAUGUGAGGGUGGGCCAGUGGCGGUUAGGAGUGCGUUGCAGGCUGUCGGGUAUGCGAGGGAGGAGGUUGAGAAUAAGAUGUAUGAAAGAGUUCUGGGGACUAGUGAUAGGGAUGAGGCAUUGCUUGCUUUUAGGGAGAAGAGGAGGCCGGUUUUUACAGGCAGGUGAUGAGGUGUUCAUCUCCUUCAUGGCAUUUGAGAGGAGAAGUGUCUUGGACUUCGGCUUCAAGUUUGAGUGUCCUUGUACGGUGCACUGAGAAUGUUGCUUCUCGAGAUGCGAACUCAGACAGUCAAUUCAUCCGAACUCCGGCUUACGGGAAGCCAGAGACAGGCAAGGCCUCGUUCCCAUCUGAACAUAUUCAAUGUCCCAUCUAUUCCUA
Messenger RNA from Hyaloscypha bicolor E, 1414 nucleotides. Its product is annotated as ClpP/crotonase. Gene Ontology annotation, biological process: fatty acid beta-oxidation. The transcript has 3 exons. Lineage: Eukaryota; Fungi; Ascomycota; Leotiomycetes; Helotiales; Hyaloscyphaceae. Gene Ontology annotation, molecular function: enoyl-CoA hydratase activity. The record is from RefSeq and is a predicted model, not a curated record. Gene Ontology annotation, cellular component: mitochondrion. The coding region runs from base 229 to 1203 and encodes 324 amino acids.